Frankliniella occidentalis (western flower thrips) is the source of this 634-nucleotide messenger RNA. RefSeq names its product 60S ribosomal protein L35a (gene RpL35A). Gene Ontology annotation, molecular function: structural constituent of ribosome. Gene Ontology annotation, cellular component: cytosolic large ribosomal subunit; ribosome. The coding region runs from base 158 to 592 and encodes 144 amino acids. NCBI's taxonomy places the organism in Eukaryota, Metazoa, Arthropoda, Insecta, Thysanoptera, Thripidae. The record is from RefSeq and is a predicted model, not a curated record. Gene Ontology annotation, biological process: cytoplasmic translation; ribosomal large subunit biogenesis. The transcript has 5 exons.
ACCGUCAUAAGUCGAGUAUGUGGUUUUCAUCCUUUCGCCAUAUAAAGAAAGAAGAACAAGGACACAAAGAAACCCACGGAACACUUACAAGUUUCCACACAAGGCGCCGAUCUGUUCUUUUCAGGUCCGUAAACUUCCGGGUUAACCUGCAGUCAACAUGACUAAGACCGUGAAGUUUGAUUGGCAGAAGAAGCUCAUCGAGAAGAGGAAGACACCAAAGGGUGAUGCUACAGUCAAGAAACCUCAUCUGAAGAGGUUUGGUCGCCUCUAUGCCAAGGCUACCUUCACUGGGUACAAACGCGGGUUAAGAAACCAGCAUGAGAACACUGCACUUCUCAAGGUUGAAGGUUGUGUCAGCAAGGAAAAUGUUAACUUCUAUGUUGGCAAGAAGGUUGUUUUCGUCUACAGGGCUAAGAACAAGACUUCAGUCCCCGGCAAGACCAAGCUGAAGACUCGUGUCCGUGCUAUCUGGGGCAAGAUCACCCGACCCCAUGGUUGCCGUGGUAGUGUGCGCGCCAAGUUCACCUCAAAUCUGCCAGCUACUGCCAUUGGAAAGGGCAUUAGAAUUAUGUUGUACCCCUCAAGGAUCUAACUUAGGACUUCCUCUUAAAUAAAAAAAUAAAAAAAAUCCUAA